Messenger RNA from Penicillium crustosum, 411 nucleotides. Its product is annotated as F-box protein. Gene Ontology annotation, molecular function: protein binding. The record is from RefSeq and is a predicted model, not a curated record. Bases 1 to 411 code for a protein of 136 amino acids. NCBI's taxonomy places the organism in Eukaryota, Fungi, Ascomycota, Eurotiomycetes, Eurotiales, Aspergillaceae. The transcript has a single exon.
AUGUCUCAGCAGUCAAAUUCUCCUCACCCCCUAGGCAGUCGAGGUCUGGGCGAUUUGCCUGUCGAGAUAUUUUUAUGCAUUGCAAAGUCGUUGUCUUUCCGGGACCAAUCCAAGCUACAUCAGACCUGCAAGUCUAUAUACUCGCUACUCGGGAACGGUAUCAUAGAGGAGAGGGCUCGUCUUAUUGUCCACGCCCUGCCUCCCAAGCAAGAAUACGAACAACUUCGCUGGCAAUGGGAUGAACCUGAUGCUAUUGCUGGAAGGCACAUACCGACACAUUCCAUCUGGAAUGAUCCCCCAGAGUUUUUGGAUAGACCACGGGAAAUUGAGAGCUUUGCUUGCGCUAUUGUGCGUGGAGAUAUCGAGACCGUGCAGGAUUACUUGUGCGCAGGCGUCAACCCUAACACAUAA